CUGGCGGUCGCUUUCGCCGGGCUCCAGCUGCGUCCCGCCGCCCCUCUCCCCUCACACGCUCGCAGGCAGGGGCCGAGCGCGCUUCACCCGCAGCCUGUUGCCGGGACCUUGGCGGCGGCUGGUGCCCGGGGAUAGAUCAGCCUUCGGCGGGGGCUGCGUGGACGCACUGCCCGGACGCACUCGCACUCCAGGGCUCUGCAGAUGAACCUAUGACUGACUCAUAAUCUCAGAACUGCAGCGCCCGGUGAAAUAGGAAGAAACUAUCUUAAAGCAUGGACACCAGUAAGAAGACAGACCCCCCUUUAUCUGUAGAAAUGGUACAACAAAGAGCCAAUCCUGAUCGCAGUCCUUCAGCAUCAAUUUAUGUUCCAGAGCAAGGUGGCUACAAAGAGAAAUUUGUAAAUGCUGUGGAAGAUAAGUACAAAUGUGAAAAAUGUCGCCUCAUCUUAUGCAACCCUAAACAGACUGAAUGUGGACACAGAUUCUGUGAGACCUGCAUGAAUGCCUUGCUAAGUUCUUCUAGUCCAAAAUGUACAGCGUGUCAAGAAAGCAUAGUAAAAGAUAAGGUAUUUAAAGAUAAUUGUUGCAGGAGAGAACUACUCGCCCUUCAGAUAUACUGCAGAAAUGAAAACAAGGGCUGUAAAGAACAGCUGUCUUUGGGUCAGUUACUGAUGCAUUUGAAAACUGAUUGUCAGUUUGAAGAACUUUCAUGUCCUCGUGCUGAUUGCAAAGAAAAAAUACUGAGAAAAGAUUUGCCAGACCAUAUAGAAAAGACUUGUAAAUACCGGGAGACAACCUGUAAAUACUGUAAAAGCCAAGUCCCAAUGAUAAUGUUGCAGAAACAUGAAGAUACAGACUGCCCGUGUGUCAUGGUUUCAUGUCCUCAUAAAUGUAGUGUUAAAACACUCAUGAGGAGCGAGUUGAAUGCACAUUUGUCAGAAUGUAUUAAUGCCCCAAGUACCUGUAGUUUUAAGCGUUAUGGCUGCACUUUUCAGGGAACAAACCAACAAAUUAAAGCACAUGAAGCCAGCUCAGCAGUGCAGCAUGUUAACUUAUUGAAAGAGUGGAGCAAUGCUCUAGAAAAUAAGGUUGCCUUGCUCCAGAAUGAAAGUUUGGAAAAGAACAAGAGUAUACAAACUUUACAUAAUCAGAUUUGUAGCUUUGAAAUAGAAAUUGAAAGACAGAAGGAAAUGCUGCGGAAUAAUGAAUCUAAAAUACUUCAUUUACAGCGGGUGAUAGACAGUCAAGCAGAGAAACUGAAAGAACUGGACAAAGAAAUCCGUCCCUUCCGACAGAACUGGGAGGAGGCUGACAGCAUGAAGAGCAGUGUAGAAUCCCUCCAGAACAGGGUGACUGAGCUGGAAAGUGUUGAUAAAACAGCAGGGCAAGGAGCUCGAAAUACAAGCCUGCUAGAGACACAGCUGAGCAGACAUGAUCAGAUGCUGAGUGUUCAUGAUAUUCGGCUGGCUGACAUGGACCUCCGCUUCCAAGUGUUAGAAACCGCGAGUUACAAUGGAGUCUUAAUUUGGAAAAUUCGAGAUUAUAAACGUCGGAAGCAAGAGGCAGUCAUGGGGAAGACUCUGUCCUUGUACAGCCAACCCUUUUAUACUGGAUACUUUGGCUACAAGAUGUGUGCCAGAGUUUACCUUAACGGAGAUGGCAUGGGAAAGGGGACGCACUUGUCGCUGUUUUUUGUCAUCAUGCGUGGGGAAUACGAUGCGUUGCUUCCUUGGCCAUUCAAACAGAAAGUGACUCUCAUGCUCAUGGACCAGGGACCGUCUCGGCGCCACUUAGGAGAUGCUUUCAAGCCAGAUCCAAACAGCAGCAGUUUCAAGAAGCCAACUGGAGAAAUGAACAUUGCCUCUGGCUGCCCCGUCUUUGUGGCUCAAACUGUUCUGGAGAAUGGAACGUAUAUUAAAGAUGAUACUAUUUUUAUUAAAGUCAUAGUGGAUACAUCGGAUCUACCAGACCCCUGACAUACAAUGGGGGAGGCGGAUUAAACAGAAGACAACUCCUUUUGGGGUUUUUAUAUCAGUUUGUCUUCAAUCAGAGGUCCUAAAGCUCACAGAACCACCUUGUGGAACAGAUGGAAGAGUUUGAAGGCAUAACUGCAUAGGGUCCAAUUGCGAAAGUAGCAACACAUUAAGAAAUCAUACCAUGGUAUAUUUUUUAAUAGAACUAGCAACACUUAAGCUCUGAGGAAUCACUUAUCCCUCAUGAGGAUAAUGAUUUUGUUCAGAGAAGAUUUUUUUUUUUUAACUUAUUAAUGAUCUAGUCAAUUGGAGGUGAAAAGACAUACCGUAUGUGCUGAAUAAAUUACUGACUUUUAUUU
Molecule: messenger RNA, 2332 nt
Organism: Calypte anna (Anna's hummingbird)
Lineage: Eukaryota; Metazoa; Chordata; Aves; Apodiformes; Trochilidae
Gene: TRAF3
Product: TNF receptor associated factor 3
Exons: 13
Coding region: 273-1976 (567 amino acids)
Biological process (GO): regulation of cytokine production; innate immune response; protein K63-linked ubiquitination
Cellular component (GO): plasma membrane signaling receptor complex
Molecular function (GO): zinc ion binding; tumor necrosis factor receptor binding
Source: RefSeq, a predicted model, not a curated record